AGCAGGAGCUUUCACUGACCAUGCAGGAGCUUUCACUGACCAUGCAGGAGCUUUCACUGAACAAGCAGGAGCUUUCACUGACCAAGCAGGAGCUUUCACUGACCAUGCAGGAGCCUUUGGGUGCUUUCAUUGUAAAGGUCUGUGCAUUAUUGAUGUGUUGCUAUGAAAAGUUUCCCCUCUUUGCAUACAUUGUAUUGCCUUAUAUUUAUAUUUCUUUGGUGGAAAAACGUUCUGUUUUUAAUAUUUUAUUUCUUGCUUUCUUUGCUUUCAAGUUGUCUGCAUCAUUGAAGGUUCCAUUUGUGCGAAAUUUAAUUUCUUCUGUGGUGCUAGAUCAUGAGAUCCGUGCAGUGUUUUUACUUUCACAAAGGUGGUCACAUACUUAAUAAUAGCAUUACCUCAUUUUAGUUACGUUUAAGAUCACAGCUCUGCAUGUGAACUCAAUGAUCCCGUUUUUUCUACGUUCAGUCUGGUCGCUUCUGGCUUGUUACAAUCUAAGUAAAAUACACUGUGGUGAAUUUUCAAUAUCAACAUAGUCAAUAAUCAUAGGAGCUGUAUGAUACUUUUCAUAUAUAUGGUGAGAUCACCAUUGCAGAUGACUGUGAUGUGCAAAUGAGUCCUCUAACCCAGUACUCAUGCUGCAUUUGAUUAGAAUUCAUGACUCAGAAUUUCCGAGCUUCAGCUAGGAAAAACCAAAGAAAAAUGCAGCUUAAUUCAAAGUUCCUACUUGGAAACUAGGGGCAGUCUCUUCAACACCAAGUUCAGUGAUAGACAUCAAAUCAACAUGGCAGCUCACAACAUCAGAAUUACAACAGAAGACACAUUUGCUUGUUAAACACUGACUAUACAGUUCACUGGAAAAUAUACUCAUCACUCACCACAGUUAGCUGACUAGCCAACAAAAGAUCUACAGGAAGGUGUCUGUGGUUUUUCCCCACUUUGUAGCUCGAAAAUGAUGGAAUUCUGACUUCCACCUUCCUUCUUCCGAGUCAAGUCGAAUGCAGCAUAAAUGUUUUCAUAUACACUUCAGUCUCUUGGAUCUGGUCUAAUGUAUUAAAACAUUUCACUUCGUCGAUCAAAUAUAUCAAAAUAACACAGAUCAUCAAUGUUGCAAGGACUGUUCAACAGUAUUUCAUAUUUACUGCAUCUAAUAUUACUUUUCAGUGUAAUCACAAUAACUUUCCUCUGUUUUUAUGCCAGUCCUGCAAUAUGUACCAGGUCUACAUACACAGCAAAUCUGGAUGAUUAUUAUUAUUAUUAUUAUUAUUUUUAUGUCUUCACUCUCUUGUAGUAUUUUUUUUUUCUUACUGAUUGUGCUGCCUGGAUCAUGUUCUUGUGACUCAGUGUUGACCAGAAAGGCCGUUGGUUUCAUUUCAUGCUACAAUGUACAUUUCCUCAGAAGCAUAACUUCACCAUUACUAGCUCCUGUAAGCCAUAUUAGGAUCUGUUGUCACCUCUUGACCGUUUUAUAAGUCAAAGCACAAAGGUUAUUUCACGAACAGGAGUUAACAGUGCUAACAUUGUAACGUCUUUGAUGUAUUUCAAAUAGGUCUGUUUGCCAACAGGCUCAUCUGUUUAUUUUUUUUAUAUGCUUUUUAAAAACAUGUAUAUCGGUACCUCCGUAUGUGAUGAAAUUAUAUGUGUUUGUGUAUGUACAUCAAAUAUAUAUAUAUAUGUCUUUUUGGUACAGUAUCUGUAAGUAAACUGUAAGUACUGUAUUUCCAUAGUAAAUAGCUAUAUUUAGUUUGGGUAAUACAGUAAUACAGGCUAAUGAACUAUGGGUUCAAGAAGAGAAGGUUUAUUUUAAAUAUACUAAAUUAGUAGGGAAUUACAGGACUAAAGGGCUCGCCGUGGUGAAUCAGUAGAAACAGCAUGUACUGUGUUAAUGCUGUAGACAUCCUAAAGACAAAAUGAAAUCAAAACUGACCUCUCGAUCAAAGGAAAAAAAAAAGCAGCAAUGCUUUAAAGACAGAAACGAUUGCGUUCGGACUGAUUGCUAGAUCCGACUUUAUUUUUGUCCAUCAUUCGCCCGUUUUUCACAAGCCACUCAAAUCGCAAUGGAUAAACCUGAAGUUUCACUCAGAAUUCAUGAAGCUGAAGAAAAAUGUGUUCGAAUUUCAGUUUCAGGUCUUUAAGUUUUCCUCAGGGUCUAGUGUUAUAUUUGUGUUAUAUUUGAGUCAAAUACAUUUUAUUGAAAAAACAUAUCGAAUAUAUCAUAGCAGCAUUCUGAUAUUCUCAAAAAUUCUGAUUCAUAGAUAUUUUCUGAUGUAGUAACACUUUUCUCUUACGUGUUCAAUACUAUUCAAAAUUUAUAAUUCAGAGAGCAUGUGGCAAAUCGGCUUUUUUAAAAAUUAAUUUAUUUUUCUUUUUUUUUUUAAUACGCAGGAUGUACCAAAAAUCUCCAUACACAGGGGAAAUUAGCACUUUUUAGCAAAAUAGUUCCCAAAAUUUUUCAUGCUUAGUUUAUAUUAGAUUUUUUUUUUCAGAUAGCCUUUAAGAGUGCCUUUUGACAAAAAAAGAACGUAUUGAAAUCAUUCUCAUGGUUAGAUCGGGAAGCUGUCGCAAGGUUGUGAUGGACUUUAACAGAAAACAUGGCAAGCACAUCGCACACGACACUGCUGCCAAACUUAUUAACAAAUUCAUAAAGACUGGAAAUGUUGAGGACCAACCGAGAAGUGGACGUUCCCCAACAUCCACUGACGAAGGUGCAACUGACGUGGUGCUGGUGUACAAUUUCCCCUAUGUAUGGAGACUUUUGGGACACCCUGUAGAUUAUAUUUAGUAGUUAAAGUUAGAAGUAAAUGUAUGUAUUACGAUGGUAGGAGCGGUUAAAGUUAUGAGACGUUUUCAUAAUUAACCUUCCCUAGUUUUAAAUCUGUGUGCUAAUCUACUGGAAAUAUAAAUUUGAAAAUGAAAAUAUAAUAUGUAUAUAAUACCAUAAUGAUCAUCAUUCUUGAAACAGCUGAAUGUCUUAGAACAAUACAAAAAAAAAAACUUUUGGAUUAACUGAAAGUUAAGAAAUGACAUGUUAAUGAAAUGAGUAAAGUAGAAAAGAGAAAUGAUAUUAGUAAAACUGCUGUAAUGCCAACUUCACAUGCAUAUAUGGUGUGUGUGUGUAUGUGUGUGUGUUUGUGUGUGAUCUCAGUACACAGGGAGGGACUUGUGGGGAAAUGGAAACUUAGUUUUCCCCAGCACCAAAACAAACCCAUCUUCUGGUGGGUUUAACACACACUAGUUCACACAUUGCACUCAUGCAGAAACGCGCACACACACACACACACACACACACGUUAAAUAGUAACAAACACCCACACUGCGGUCAGCCAGGAUGAAUUGCUCGCGACAGCAGGGGAUACUGAGAGUGUGGACAAUUUUUUUCUUUGUAAUACAGGAAGUGCACUGUUCACUCCCGUCUCCCCAAAAUGUAACCAUCGUCUCCUUUAAUCUGGAGCACAAGCUCACGUGGACACCAGGUCCUGGCACAGCAGCCUUCACACACUUCAGAGUGCAGAGCUAUAAUCAGAAGAGGAAGCUCUGGAUUUCAGUGAAGAGCUGUUCUGAUGUACAAAUUGGCGAGUCAUGUGAUUUGACCAAAUCUUUCAAGGAAAUGUUCGGUGUUUAUCAAGCCCGAGUGCAAGCAUUUAAUCAGGUCCAGGAAUCCAACUGGACCACAUCGAAAUUCUUUACUCCCCUGCUGGACACAACUCUGGGUCCUCCACUUGUGUCGCUGACCGGUUGUGGAAACUGCCUCCUCCUGAAACUCAGUCCACCAGCCAGUGUGGAGCAAAACCAUGACCCACUGACCAACUUUUUUCAAGAGUACACUGUCACUGUGUCCAGGACUAGAGACAAAGCACAGUUUGGUAUGAAGGCAUCCAAUGGAGAGAAUUUGAUCAACUACCUAGAGCCGGGAGUGGAGUACUGCAUCACGGCCACUGCAGUAACAAGCUUUAAAAACCUUGCUCUUCCUUCUGAACCUCACUGCACCUACACAAGUCCACAGCCGUUCAACACAGUGGCCAUGUUUUUGAGCGCACUGUGCGCAGUCUUCCUCUUGGUGUUGCUCCUCUGUGCAGCUCUGAACUACACCGGCCAGCUCGGUAACCUCCACACACCACUCCCAAGAGCUUUAGUGAGUUUCUUACCUUUGGUGGAAAGAAGGUGGGAAACUUAAGAAGUGCUGUUGCGUUAUUGAUUUUAACACGGACAUGAUCCAACACCCGUUUUAUUAAGAAACAGCGUUCAUGUAAGGGGUGAGGUGCUCUUAAUGAAAAAUAAUGAAAUAUGAAGCUUUUGCUGAUCUCUCUCUGCAAAACAUUCCAUGUUUCUCUCAUUCUUUGUGUGGAGGGUCUUCCAAACUCAUAAGACACAGAAGAGGCUGCUAUUUCAGAAUUUUUGUCAAGUAGAAGAUGUUAGAAAAGGUUCUUUGGGGGACUUAUUUUUGAUACUUUAUUUUGGCUUUUCUUUAGUACAAGAACAUUGUAAAAAUAAAGAACUAAAAAAAUUAGAAGACAAACAUUAUUUUCAUCAAUUAUUUUCAGUCAGUAGCUUCCUACAUCAUACAUCAUACAGAGUCAUUCCAAUUUAAGGCCAAUGUCGCAGUAGGUGGGUUGCAUUACAUUUAGAUAUAUCAGUUGGAGUGUUUUUGUCAUAGAAACUUUUUGCUGUGAAUGUAAUCAAUUUCUCCAAAGUUAACAUAAAUAUAAAUAUUUGAUCCUUGACAUAUACAUACUAUACUAUAAGCCUUAUUACAUACAAUAUAUUACAUAUUACAUGGACAAUUUCAAACCACUGGGCCAUUGGAGGACUCGGUUGCUACCAUUUUGGAGUAACAGCUUUUCUGCCCACUGCCAAAAAUAUCUUCCAGUACUUAGUAUCUCCAGCCAGUACUCACACAAAUCUCACCCAGUUCUCCCAGCAGAAGACCCAGAAGGUCCUAGAGUUACUAGUAGUACUCUGAGUUUGUCACGUCUUCCAUUUCUACUUCUGCAAUUUGAGGGUUCAUUUCAGGAGACAAUUCUGAACCUGCAUGUUGUCCUGCUCUCCAGUGUAAACAGAGUGACAGCAUGGAGUUUUACACCCAGAACAAGGCAAGAUCAGUGAAGCUGGCAUGGAACUGUCUUAGGAAAAUUGAACCUUUAGAACUUUAGACAUUAAUCCAUUAUUAUUAUUAUUUCCUUGUUUAUAUAGGAAUAAUCAUAAAAUUAUUUUAGGUGGGUUUUAAUAUCAACAAUAUACCGUUUAUCACUGUUUAACAAUCACGGUUGCUUCAGCAGUGCUGGAGUAAUGCUGAGUGAUGUGCAUUGAAGGGGGUGAACUGAAAAACGUUAGUGUCUGUUUGCAAGAAAACUAAUUAUAAUUCUUUUGUAAACAUGUAAUCAAUACACAUUUAAAGUGAAGAAUAAUGUAACUCCUUUUAAAAUUUUCCUUUAGAUGUUUUUUUUCAGACUUUGCAUAAUACAAUCUUCAAGAAUGAACCAUAAACAUGAGUGAAACGUGCAUUAUGGCACGUUGUCAGUUGUUCUUAGUUAAACAUAAACUCCUCAGUGAUUUUUAUCAUCUAAGGACUACUCUUUUUGGUCUGGUAAGUUAUACUGUAUACAGUGUUGAAAAUACAAAAAGAAAAAACUGAUGUCUAACACGUCAUUGACGUGUCCAUGUAUGGACAAAUGUGUCCAUGGCAAAGUAAUUUUUUGAUUGAGGAACAAAACAGUUGAAUGAGAAACAAAAUGGCAGUGGAAAGGCAGCACAAAACUGCACACAACCUGUCAGGUUGGUCAGGGUAAGACAGCUAUUAGCUUGUAGUGUAACAUCCCAAAAAUGAUAAAACGUGAUAGUAAAUAUCUUUGUGUGAAAAUGGUUUUUUUUAGACAGGAUAUGUAAAUGAAGUGAAGUAUAUGAAGUGUAAAUAGUAUAUGAAAGUGUACAUAGUAUAUGAAACUAUGAAACUUACUUAGUCUCCAGGUUUUCACCAAUAACAAGUUGAAAGGACUUACAUUUUCAAAUGUGAGACCUAGCCUACUAUUAUUUUAAAUCUUUUCACUGAAAACACUCAUGAGACUAUGUUUCGCCCUCAGAAGUUGUGGGUCAAGUCUAUUUAUUGAUUACAUCACAUCUUGUAUGUCUGUGGUAAAAAUAACUGGGCAUAAACCUCUUAGCCCCAAAACCUACGAAAACUGGAUUUAGUGCUAAUUAUAGUUGAACUCAUGUCAAGAGGUGGAUUCUUCCAUUAAAUGCCAUUCAACAUGCACAAUGGCCACCUGCUGAGCAGCACCUUAAGAAGUAUCAUUUGUACACAGUUGUGUCUACCUUGGCUUAAUGUUCGUUCAUCCCAGUCUAUAUGCUCUUUGGUGAUUGUGAGUGAUUCGCACCCUCAAUAGGAAGCAGUAUAAACAGCAUCGUGAUAAAUAAAGUACAUUGUCAGCACUAUUUAUGAGUGCUGUGUGUUACUGUCUGGCCAGGUCCACCAUUACGAUGUGUUACAAAUCCUCCUGAUGACUCGGAUAUACGACCUACAAUAAUUCUGAAGGAAAUUAUAAUAAUAAUAAUAUAUAGAUAGAUUAAUAAAGAAAUAAAUAAACUUUAAAACUUUUGUAUGUCUGAGAUAAUAUUCCUCUUGUACCACAGCGAAUUACAAUGGUUAAUUAAUUAAUGAAUGACACACUAUGCUUUUAAUAGAACAUCCGCAAGACUCGUGUCUCAGGACAGAGGAGUUUAUGCUUUGCGUUUUCUCAAAACCAUCAACAAGUGGAGAAAAUGGGGCACCACAGUAACAGUACCAAGAGCAAGAUGUCCCUCCAAAACUGACAAAUGGACAAGAAGAAAACCUAUCAGGGAGACUGCUAAGAGACCUACAGCAACAUUAAAGGAGCUGCAGGAAUAUCUGAUAAGUAGUGGUCACUCCCUGCAUGUGACAACAAUCUCUCAUAUUCUUCACAUGUCUGGGCUAUGGGGUAGAGACGCUAAAAAAACCUGCAAUUUUAACAGGGGCGUAUAGAAUUUUUUUCUAUUCACUGUACUUCAAUUCAAUUCAAUUUUUUUUGGCAUCAUACAUAUACAGUGCUGUAGCGCAGAAUGAAAUUCAGCUAGCCUCAGGUGUAAACGUAUAACGUGUUAUUGCAAAGUAACAUGACACUAAUUAAGCAGCAUACACAACAUAACAUUUACAUACAUUUUAUGGCAUUUGACCCUUAUCCAGAAUGGCUUACAUUUAUCUCAUUUAUCAUUUAUACAACUGAGCAGUUGAGAGUUAAGGGCCUUGGUCAGGGCCCCAGCAGUGGCAGCUUGUCAGUGCUGGGAUUUGAACUCACAAUCUUCUGAGCAGUAGUCCAGUAGCUUAACCACUGAAGUACCAGUGCAGUCACAUAGUAACAGAAACAGUUUUAAUAGUUUUUAACAGGUCUAGUCCAGGCUUACUGGAAUCUGUCACUGACAGUGUUCAGGUAUGUAAAGUGCAGAAUAAAUGUAUUAUAAGAGAUUAAAUUGGCUGUGACAAAUGCAGUGUUGUAAAACAGUACACUUAAAGAAAAGGGGGUCUGAGAUGAUGCUGAAUGCUUUCUUCAGACAUCUUUUGCUGUAGGUGGAGGCAGAGCAGCUCCAGUCAUGAACUGAACAGUUUUUACUACUCGCUGUAGGGCCUUGCAGUCUGUGACUGUAGAGCUGCUGUACCAGCCUGUGAUGUAGGUUAGUGUGCUCUGCACUGUGCAUCUGUAGACGUUGGUCAGAAACCGAGGGCCCAGGUUGAUUUUUCUCUCUCCUUAGAAAACAGAGGUGCUGUUGGGCUUUUCUUAUGAAAUGUGAGGGGUGGACUGAUCAAGCGAGGUCUUCUGUGAUGUGUAAUCCUAGGAAUUUGAAACUGCUCUCUCCUUCCACUGUGGUGCCCUGUAUGCAUAGGGGUGCAUGCUCACCUUUUCUGAAAUCAACAUUGAUUUCGUUCAUUUUACUGACAUUAAAGGGGAAGUUAUUGUUAGUUCACCAUGAAGUGAUUAGAGCUACUUCCUUCCUGUAGGCACUUUGAUCAUUCCCGGUGAUGAGGCCUAUGACUGUCAUGGCAUCAGCAAACUUAAUGAUGUUUUCUAGCCCUUGUC
Pangasianodon hypophthalmus (striped catfish) is the source of this 8084-nucleotide messenger RNA. Its product is annotated as interferon alpha/beta receptor 2. Bases 3326 to 4171 code for a protein of 281 amino acids. NCBI's taxonomy places the organism in Eukaryota, Metazoa, Chordata, Actinopteri, Siluriformes, Pangasiidae. The transcript is spliced from 6 exons. The record is from RefSeq and is a predicted model, not a curated record. Gene Ontology annotation, molecular function: protein binding.